Messenger RNA from Sinocyclocheilus anshuiensis, 2088 nucleotides. RefSeq names its product gastrula zinc finger protein XlCGF8.2DB-like. The transcript is spliced from 2 exons. Lineage: Eukaryota; Metazoa; Chordata; Actinopteri; Cypriniformes; Cyprinidae. Gene Ontology annotation, cellular component: transcription regulator complex; chromatin; PcG protein complex. Bases 727 to 1761 code for a protein of 344 amino acids. Gene Ontology annotation, molecular function: DNA-binding transcription factor activity, RNA polymerase II-specific; RNA polymerase II cis-regulatory region sequence-specific DNA binding. Gene Ontology annotation, biological process: regulation of transcription by RNA polymerase II. The record is from RefSeq and is a predicted model, not a curated record.
CAGAUGAGCAAACAACAAAUAAAUAAAUACGUCUCGCAGAUGUAAAUGCAGAUGACAAAUAGACGUAUCUGUGAUGUACGAGUGCUAUCGGUGAUAACUAUUAAUAAGCAGCAAAUACCACACAUACAUCACGGAGACAUCAAAUAGACGUUCAGAAGAUGUCUUUAAGAUGUUUAUGAUUUAGAAUGCACGUAAAAUUGACAUCUUACAGAUGUUUGCACAGAGCAGAUGCUUUCCAGAUGAAGUGAUCUUUAACAGACCUCUUGCAGACGUACAUGUGCUGUCUAGAAUAGGAGUUUAUUGAGGCAACAUUCAUAGUUUAUAGUUAGUUAAUAGUGAGAACUGGACCUUGAAAUAAAGUAUGACCUAUAUUUUCAACUGGGUGAGAAAAAUAUGCCUUCAAAAGUGCAUUCAUUCAUUAAUUCGUUCGUUCAUUCAUUGCAUCAGCAUCAUUGCACAUGUUUUGCUGCAUCCUCAUUGCAUUUACAGGCUUUAACCAGCAGAUAUCCUCUGCGAGCACAUCGAAACAGCAAAUCACUGCGUGCUUUGAUUCUCAAGACAAAAGUUGAAAGGUUCCGAGGCGUCUAAAGGCUGUAGAUGGCAGUAAUGUGCUGAAUGGCGUUCAGUCUCACAGUCCACACGAGAGAAGCAGCAGAUGUGUGUCUGUGGAGCUCCAUCUGUCUCAAGCUCCUCUCUCUCCGUUGUGUUUUCUGAACUAGAACAGCUAUGGACGGCGAGGAGGAAAGCAAGCCUAUAGACCGGAUGGAAGUGAAAGAAGAAAGUGAAGAACUGACUGAAGUGCAUCAAUAUCAGGAUCACAAAACGCAAGACUCUUUCAUCUGUCCUCAGUGUGGGAAGAGUUUCACACAGAAAGCUCACCUGAAGGAUCACAUACGCAUCCACAUCGGAGCGAGGCCUUUCGGGUGCAUUCAGUGCGGAAAGGAUUUCACACAGAAAACAAACCUGAAGGAGCACAUGAGAAUACACACCGGAGAGAAACCAUUCGCGUGCCAGCAGUGUGGAAAGAGCUUUACGCAAAAAGGCCAGCUUAAGAAUCACAUCCGAAUUCACACCGGAGAAAAGCCUUACGCGUGCCAAGAGUGCGGACGGAGUUUCACGCAAAAAGGCCAGCUGAGAAACCACAUCAGAACUCACUCUGGCGAACGGCCUUUCAUCUGCUUACAGUGUGGAAAGAGUUUUUUGCACAAAGGAACCCUUAAGGAUCACAUACGGAUCCACACCGGACAACGAUUGUUCAUGUGCGCUCAGUGCGGGAAGAGUUUCACACGUAAAGCCAUCCUGAAGAAUCACCUGCGCAUUCAUUCCGGAGAAAAGCCCUUCAUGUGCCUUCAGUGCGGGAAGAGUUUCACGAAAGCGGCGUAUCUCCGGAUCCAUCAGCACUCGCAUUCCCAAGAACGACCGUUCGACUGCCGUCAGUGUGGGAAAAAAUUCACUUCUGCAUUACAGCUAAAAAGGCACGUGAAAAUCCACGCGGAUGAGAAGUCGUACCCGUGCUGUUUUUGCGGGAAGACUUUUUCCAUGCUGGAAUAUUUGAAGAAGCACGAGAAAAUACACACCGGUGUGAGAGCUCACGUGUGCUCCGAGUGUGGAAAUGUGUUCUCCACGAUCACCUUCUUGAAAGAGCACCAGAGGACUCACACUGGAGAGAAACCGUACGCGUGUGCUCACUGCGGGAGGCGUUUCACUCAUUCCAGCACUUCGAAGAGACACGAGAGAAUGCAUACUGGAGAGAAGCCGUAGUGCCCGAGUUUCAAGGCAUCUAAUACUCUACUCAGACAUAGAAACAAAUGCUGCCAGAAGCUGCUGUCUCAGUGAGCAGAGAGCAAUUACUAGGGCUCCUGACUGCACCUGUAGUAUUGUUCUGUGACUCACUAGAUAGUGUGCAAACUAGCUUUGACCAUGCAGCGUGAUUUAUUUUUAUAUUCAUAUAGUGUGAAGUGCUUUAAAUUCUUAACAAAAGUCUGUUAGAAAGUCCCUGUGAAAAUCUGACACUACAAAUCCACUUUAACGCUAUGUUUCCAUCCAAAGAUGCGAAUUUAACUUAUGCGCAAAACUGGAAUAUCGCAU